AUGGUGGCAGUACCAUUCUGCCGAUGUCGAGUGCUUUAUAUUGGUAGUGCUGUACCAACAAUAACCAAAGAUGGACUACAGGGAAUUCAACAACCGUUACGUGAACGUUAUCCGAUUGGUGGUAAUGCUGAUACAAAGGGAAUUGAUUCCUGGUUGUCAGUAUGGUCGAAUGGUUUGUUGCUGGAAUACAUCGAUGGCGAUAAAAGAACUGAGACAGCCUUUCAUCCGAUUAAUUCCCUUCACUACUGUGCAGCAGUUCGAUAUGUGAACGUGACCGGAUAUGCAAUCGAAGGAGGCGGAGAACGAUUUCUCCCCUUGGAUUCACCGUUUGCAAGUGGUGAUGACAGUCAACAUCCACCAAUUUUCGCUGCUAUUUUCAGGAGAACCACUGGAAUUAAGGUUCUAGAAUGUCAUGCGUUUAUAUGUACAAACGCAAAAGCGGCAAAUGCUCUCGUACGUUGCUGCUUUCAUGCGUACGCUGAAUCGAUGUAUAUCAAGUUAGAUGAACGAUUACCCGCUCUGAAAUCUAUUAAGGAGGCUAGCAGAAGUGCUAGUCCACCAAGUGAACCGCUUCCAAGCGAAAUCGAAGAAAUAACGGCAAUCGAAGAUGACAAAGAGUUGGAGCAACAACGAUGGGCUGAACGAGCAAUAGGUAAAGAAGCCUGGGAAAGGCGGCAACAGUCAGGUGAAUAUGAUUCGGCAAGUAUCUCUUCAUCCAUCGCUAAUCGUUUUCGAAUCAAAAAGCAAGAUCGCGAUCGAACAAAUGGUGAUCAAGCUUUGGUACCGUACACGAAUGGCAUAGAUUCAUUCUCACAACGGGCGGGUAGCGACAUUGGCAUGGUAUGUGGUGAUGCUGGUGGUGAAACGCCAUGUGCUGGUAUUUAUCCAGGUAUGUUACCGCCACACUUUCGUGGCGGGUCACUACCAUUACCGCACAUGAUGCCAGCACAUCCAUUAAUGCGGUCACCAUUAUUUCUCCCAUUUCCGCCACCAUCACCAUCACCACCGCACUUACUACCACCGAUGCAUCGCCUUAUGCCGAUGAUGGGAGCACCACCUCCACCAAAUUUUGGAAUGCCACCACAUCUACCGCCUGGUAUCUAUCCUCUCCCUCCACCACAUUUCGGUGUUCUACCGCCACGAUUUAUGGCUCCAUAUGGACCAAUACCACCACCAAUGGGACGGCCACGAACACCACCCGAUGGUCCGAUUAUCACCGGUCCUGAAUCAGUUUAUGGUACACUACCAAGGAAACCGGCCUAUGAAGAACCUAUUUAUAUGCCCGGGAGUGCACCUUAUAUGCCGCCACAAGCAAGUUACCAACCGGGAAAUUACCUAACGGAUCAAUACGAUGCUUAUUAUGAUUCUCUGAAAAGGCAACGGAACCCGCAUCAUAACAACAAGGGACUGACUGGCGCUGAUUCUCAAACGAAUUCAAGGCGUGCGGCAGCUACAUCAGAAAAUGACGAAUCAUCGCAAUUUUGGGAUUCUUAUGAAGCUAGCAUAUAUCGAAAACCACAUUUAAAUGAAAAGGCAUUUUCGGCAACCGCACGCUCAAUGCCAACAGCAACAACAGUUGUAACUACCAGUCACAAUCAUUCAAGCGCAAAUAGUACUAAUCAUCAGAGCACGACCACAGGAGUAGGAAUGGGAACAGUGGUACGAGAAACAGUCGACAUUGUGGCCAGGCCUGAAACACCGCCUGCUGAUUAUGAUACCGCAUUUAAUGAAAUGCAUAUCAGUAGUAAUACCAAUAGCAGUAAACAACAACAACGUACUACCGCUGUCAUUUAUUGA
Messenger RNA from Acanthocheilonema viteae, 1797 nucleotides. The record is from the annotation of a GenBank genome assembly. NCBI's taxonomy places the organism in Eukaryota, Metazoa, Nematoda, Chromadorea, Rhabditida, Onchocercidae.